This is a messenger RNA of Aaosphaeria arxii CBS 175.79, 1296 nucleotides long. RefSeq lists its product as uncharacterized. The record is from RefSeq and is a predicted model, not a curated record. Lineage: Eukaryota; Fungi; Ascomycota; Dothideomycetes; Pleosporales. Gene Ontology annotation, biological process: protein deneddylation. Bases 1 to 1296 code for a protein of 431 amino acids. Gene Ontology annotation, cellular component: COP9 signalosome. Gene Ontology annotation, molecular function: metallopeptidase activity; protein binding. The transcript has 3 exons.
AUGGCAGAUCAAUCCACGAAUCCUCUCAUUUCAACGGCGCGGGCGUCCGACACUAGCCCCACCAUACAGCUCCAUCCGCUGGUGCUCCUCACAAUAUCAGACUGCAUAACCAGGCAUACACUUCGAAAACUGCCUGGUCCCGUCGUAGGGGCAAUAAUUGGCCAACAAAAUGGUCAAGAUAUCACCAUGGAAGUGGCGUUCCAGGCCAAGCUACAGACCAAUGCUGAGGGCGAUAUUGAGGUGGAUGACGAGUGGUUUAAGAAGCGGCUCGAUGAGUUCAAGAUUGUGCACAAGCAACCUCAACUCGACCUUGUUGGAUGGUUCACAUUAGGUCCUAGCUCCGGCCCGCAACCAUACCUCCUACCCAUUCACAAUUACAUAUCACAAAUUAAUGAAGCACCGAUUCUUGUUCUUUUCCAUGCGGAAGAUGCCUCCUCAGAAGCCACGGCUGCCGGGAAGCUACCUCUCACCCUUUACGAAUCAGUCUUUGAGAGCGCGGCUGGAGGUCCCAAUGACAAAGCUAUGGACAUCGACGGUGCAGUCCAAGCAAAAGCUGUCAAGUUCAGAGAACUUGUAUACUCCAUUGAGACGGGUGAGGCGGAGAUGAUCGGCGUAGACUUCGUCGCAAGAGGAGGUGGCAAUGCUACGGCGGUUGAGGGAGGUUCAGACGGCGCAACGAAAGCCGAAACCAAGGCGGCCGAAGAGGAUAAAAGCAAGAAAGGAAAGGGCAAGCAGAAAGAGAAGCUCAAAGAAGAGGCAAUAGACGAGGCAAAUGUUCUGACCGCCGAAGAUGAAGAAGUACUAUCAACCCUCACCGCAAAGAUGAACGCCAUCCGAAUGCUGAGCCGACGAAUCUCCCUCCUCCGCGCAUACCUCGCCUCCCUACCCCCAUCCUACCUCUCCGACCCUUCAAAACCCUUCAAUCCCACCCCAGACGCCGAGCACCCCCUCCCACUCAACCACACCAUCCUCCGCAGCAUAUCCGCCACCCUAUCCCGCAUCAACAUCCUCUCGCCCCCGGACACCGAAGCCUUCACCCUUGAAUCCCAGCAGGAAGCCUCGGACGUGCAACUCGUGGCCCUACUAUCCGCAAUCACGAACUCGACGUCCUCGGCCAGGGAGCUCGGCAAGAAGAGCUACAUCGUGGAGCACACCAAGUCGCAGAACCGCAGGGCCAGCGGGUGGCCCGGCGGCGAUGGCAGCUACCUGGACCCGAUGAUCGGAGGCGGACCCGGCGGCGCUUUGGGGCUCGGUGGUGGAAGGCAGAUGGGAGGAGGCGGGUACGACAGGCUCUAG